AAUGCCGGCGCCUCUAAAAUGAUGUGACCUCCACAGUAGGACCAUUCCAUAGGCAACCGAUAGAUGACAAUUCCUUGGCAGGUUUAAAAAGAUAUUAUUCAAAGGUUACUAUGGGUGACAUUGCGAAGGGAAAGAAGGCCUUCGUUCAGAAAUGCGCCCAGUGCCACACUGUCGAAGACGGUGGGAAGCACAAAGUGGGUCCAAACCUUUGGGGUCUGUUCGGACGUAAGACUGGUCAGGCUGAGGGCUACUCCUACACGGAUGCCAACAAGAGCAAAGGCAUUACUUGGGGUGAAGCCACCCUGAUGGAGUACUUGGAAAACCCUAAGAAAUACAUUCCAGGAACAAAGAUGAUCUUUGCUGGCAUCAAGAAGAAGGGCGAGCGCCAAGACCUUGUUGCAUAUUUGAAGUCUGCGACAUCAUAAAACAUUAUAUUUGAAGAUAAAUAUUUAAGUUAAGUGUUUUUAAUCUGAGUUUGUUGUCCCUUUUUUGAUCUGUACUUCAAUGACACAAAAUCACUAUUUAAUGGCCAGGACUCAUCAAUCUUUGUGUUGUCAUGGAAUACUUCCUAUGCCAGACCCAUCUUACUUGUGAACAGAAUCCAAUAUUACUUGAUUUAAUGCUGAGAUAUCAGUCAUGGUUGAUCAGCUGGUGGUUACUGAAGGUCCCUGGUUUCUCUCCCUCCUGAAGGAAUGACAAUAUAUUCCCUGGUUUCACAGGAGCUGUUGAAAGUGUAAGUUAUUUUACUGUAAUGAAAGUUAUAAGUAUUCCAGAAUGCUGUUGGUAAUUGUGAAGUGGCUAUAUGCACUAUGGUUAUGUACCUGAAGGAAUUGAUCAAUAAAGUGCUGAAAUUUGA
This is a messenger RNA of Salvelinus namaycush (lake trout), 856 nucleotides long. RefSeq names its product cytochrome c. Bases 111 to 425 code for a protein of 104 amino acids. Gene Ontology annotation, molecular function: heme binding; electron transfer activity. The transcript is spliced from 3 exons. The record is from RefSeq and is a predicted model, not a curated record. NCBI's taxonomy places the organism in Eukaryota, Metazoa, Chordata, Actinopteri, Salmoniformes, Salmonidae. Gene Ontology annotation, cellular component: mitochondrial intermembrane space. Gene Ontology annotation, biological process: mitochondrial electron transport, cytochrome c to oxygen; mitochondrial electron transport, ubiquinol to cytochrome c.